Messenger RNA from Sipha flava (yellow sugarcane aphid), 2044 nucleotides. RefSeq names its product probable methylmalonate-semialdehyde dehydrogenase [acylating], mitochondrial. The transcript is spliced from 11 exons. The coding region runs from base 337 to 1905 and encodes 522 amino acids. The record is from RefSeq and is a predicted model, not a curated record. Lineage: Eukaryota; Metazoa; Arthropoda; Insecta; Hemiptera; Aphididae. Gene Ontology annotation, cellular component: mitochondrion. Gene Ontology annotation, biological process: L-valine catabolic process; thymine catabolic process. Gene Ontology annotation, molecular function: malonate-semialdehyde dehydrogenase (acetylating, [NAD(P)+]) activity; methylmalonate-semialdehyde dehydrogenase (acylating, NAD+) activity.
UUGAAACGUUUUACGUCGUUCCCGGUUGAUGUGCGCACCGUUUACCAUCUCUACUGGGUCCCUCACUCACCACCUGUUGACCGCGUACCCGAUGAUCACCGUCCGACAGCGAUACGCGCGCGCAUAUCAGUUUCCGGCGUUAUCACCGGGACCACCAUUCGCGGACAGUUAAGUAGCAGCGUCGACGGUCGGUUAUUACUCCGACUGUGAUUUUUCACAUCCGAGUUCGAACUGCUGCACGGGUAGUGCCGUCGUUGCUCAUCACCGUUUGUCGGCCCAGUCGAAAAGGAUUCGGUUACGUGUCCGAGUGGGAGUGUUGUGUCACCGCUGGAAAAAAUGUUCCGGUCUAACGUAUUAAAAAAAAACGUGUUUCAACAAGCAAUUAGAUCCAAUGCAACAUGCGGUGCUAUUCCAAAAGUUCCAAUGUACAUAGAUGGGAAAUUUGUGGAAUCAAAAACAAAUGAUUGGAUCGACGUCCAUAAUCCUGCUACAAAUGAAGUCAUCUCUAGAGUACCGAAAUGCACCCUGGAUGAAAUGGAACAUGCUGUAGAAUCGUCCAAAGUAGCUUUUAAAUCAUGGUCCAAAACUUCUGUGAUGAGAAGACAACAAAUAAUGUUUCGUUAUCAAGAAAUUAUUAAAGCUAACAUAAAAAAAUUGGCAGAAAACAUUACUAAAGAACAAGGAAAAACACUGAUUGAUGCAGAAGGAGAUGUAACUCGUGGACUCCAGGUUGUUGAGAACUGCUGUAACUUUACUAGUUCAAUCAUGGGUGAAUCAUUACCACUGGUAGCUACUGACAUGGAUAUACAUUCCUAUCGUGAGCCUCUCGGUGUUACAGCUGGUAUUGCGCCAUUCAAUUUCCCAGCUAUGAUACCUUUGUGGAUGUUUCCCGUUUCUAUUUCUUGUGGAAACACAUUUGUUAUUAAACCUUCUGAAAGAGUGCCUGGUAAUUGUAUGAUGCUUGUUGAAAUGUUGUCGGAAGCUGGCUGCCCACCUGGUGUUGUUAACAUUAUUCAUGGUAGUGUGGACACUGUGAAUUUUAUUUGUGAUGCUCCAGCUAUUAAAGCAAUUUCAUUUGUUGGUGCAAAUACGGCGGGAGAACACAUAUUCAGCCGAGGUUCUAAAAAUGGUAAAAGAGUUCAAAGUAAUAUGGGUGCCAAAAAUCAUGGUAUCAUUAUGCCAGACGCUAACAAGACUAGCAUGCUGAAUUCAUUAGUUGGAGCUGCAUUUGGAGCAGCUGGACAACGGUGUAUGGCAUUAAGUACUGCUGUGUUUGUCGGUGAAGCCAAAAAUUGGCUUCCUGAGUUGAAGAGUCGUGCUGAAAAUUUAAAUGUCAAUGCUGGACACCUACCAAAUACUGAUGUUGGUCCUGUCAUAUCUCCUGAAGCAAAACAAAAAAUUAUUAACUUAAUUCAAUCAGGUAUUGAUGAAGGAGCUAAGAUAAUUUUGGACGGUAGAAACAUUAGUGUUCCUGGAUAUGAAAAUGGAAAUUUUGUGGGACCCACAAUUCUCACAGAUGUUAAGCCACAUAUGAGAUGUUAUAAAGAAGAAAUAUUUGGACCAGUAUUAGUGUGUUUGACUGCAGAUACUUUAGAUGAAGCAAUAGACAUAAUCAAUUCAAAUCCAUAUGGUAAUGGUACUGCUAUUUUCACUACAAAUGGUGCAACAGCAAGAAAGUUCACUCAUGAAGUCCAAUGUGGCAAUGUUGGAAUCAAUGUUCCCAUCCCUGUACCUUUGCCUAUGUUUUCCUUUACUGGUACACGAGCUUCAUUCUUGGGACAAAAUCAUUUCUAUGGAAAACAAGGUUAUCAUUUCUUUACGGAAUUGAAAACUGUGACUCAACUUUGGAAAGAAUCUGAUGCUACUGACACAAAAGCGGCUGUUUCUAUGCCUGUGAUGCGAUGAAUACUUUAAAACAAGGCUGAUAUUUUACCAAUCAUAAAUUAUAAUAUAUUAUUGUUAUUUUUGUUAAAGAUUUUUCAAUUAAAUACAUAUAUAAGAGGUGAUGUUCUAAAAUACACUGAUGCCACAUUUAAAAGAUUGA